AUGGGUCAAGUACAAUCUAUUCUAGGAGCAACUAACUUAAGAAAAACUUACAGUCCAAUUCCAACACAUGAUACAUUUGAAAACGAAAGAGAUAUUGUAAAUCCAAGUCCGCCACAACAACACCAACAACAACAACAACGUCGCUUUCAUCAUUUACCUGAAGAUAAUGUCAGUCAACAUUACUUACUUUGCUGGUUGGACGAACAUUCGAACGACCUUUCAUUAGACACUGAAUGUACAAAAGUUAUGCUUAGCAAAUUUUAUCGUGAAUGUUGGAAAUUCUAUACCCAGGCUAACGAAUUUCUUACUGAUAUUCAAGGUAGAACACAUGAAAUUGAUAAAAUCCUAUUGGUAGUUUCCGGUGCAUUGGCUGAAGAGGUAUUGCCCCAAGUUAAGAACAUCGUUCCUGUUGUUAUUAUAUUUUGUUCUAACUACAGUAAAUAUAUCACAUUGAAGUCAAAAACAUAUCGCAAUGUCGUAGACGUGUGUACAGAUCAUGAUACACUAAAAUAUUUUAUUCAACGUGAAUUACCAUCGUUAAAACUUUGUCUAAAUGAUAAUACACCGUUAAAAUCGAUGAGAUGCUUAGUGUCAACAACUUCAUCUGAUUCAAAAAUUAUUUUAAUGAAUAAUAAUCGUACUAGCAGUGAGAUUACCAUUGGAAAUGAAACAUGUUUUUCCUAUAUUAUCAUAAUUGAUUUGUUAAAAAAAAUGCCACAAACAGAUGAAGGAAAAAAUAUAUGGUUAAAUAAAUGUCGCGAAUAUUAUCGUGGAAAUGAGGGUGAGUUAAAGAACAUUGCCAAAUUUAGUGAAGUAUAUCAAGCAUGUGAUGCAAUUCAUUGGUAUACAAAACAGUCGUUUGUUUUUAAGCUUGUUAAUCAGGCACUUCGUACAGAGGAUAUUACUUUAUGGUAUUUAUUUCGGUAUUAUUUAGUUGAUUUAUGCAAACAAUUAGAAAUUGUUCAUCAAGAUCAAAAUUACCCAACUAAUUUAACUUUAUAUCGUGGACAAUCGAUGUCUAGAGAAGAGUUUGAAUCAAUUAGCAUUGAUGGUUUAUUUCUUACAACUGCAUUUUUUUCAACAUCAACGAAUAUUUCUAUAGCAAAAGGCUUUAUCGGUGGCACACAAUAUUAUAGCAAUGAACGUAUUCCAGUUCUAUUUGAGAUUGCUGUCGAAUCAGUCAAUGUUAAAACAGUAGUAUUUGUUGACAUUGAUCAACAUUUGGCUGAUAAAUAUAAUGAAUGUGCAUCUGAAAAUGAAAUUUUAUUUGCUGUUGGUUCGAUAUUUCGAGUUACAGCUGUCGGAGCAGAUAUAGAAGACUCUCGCUUACAGAAAAUAUAUAUGAAAGCCACAGAUGAUGGAGCAGAUAUAGUACAACAUCAGUUGGAUUUAAUUAAAAAAAAAUAUCCAAAUAUUGGGGUUAAUUUACUUUUUGGUCGAUAUCUUCUAGAUAUGAAUCAUUUAUCUAAAGCUAAAUCAUACUUUCAAAUGUUAUUAUAUGAAUUGAAGAGUUUAAAUAAUGAACAACAUUAUUAUGCAGAUUUAGCAUUUAUUAAUAAUUCUCUUGGUGAAUUAUGCAUUCGUACAACAAAUUAUAAAGAAGCUUAUGAAUAUUUCAAAGAAGAUUAUACAAUUCGAUCAAGAAAUAAAUUUUCAACUGAUCUCUUUAUAUCAAAUAUUUCUUUUGGGAAUUAUUAUAAAGCCAUUGGCAAUUCUCUUCAAGCAGAAGAAGAAUAUAUGAAAGCAUUAUCUAUAAUGAAGAAAAAUACUGAAAGAAAUAAAAUAAAUAUAAGAAGACUAAAUAUUUACAUUGCAAGUAUUUAUGCGAUUCGUAGAGAGUUUUAUAAAUCAUUAACAUUAUGUUUCGAAACAGUGAAUUUACUUACGAAAACAUCGUCAACAUAUCCUUCUUAUUUUGAAAUGAUUAUUUGUCAAGGAUUAAUUGGUGAUAUUUAUUUUAUGCAACAAAUUUAUAAAAAAGCUGAACACUAUUAUCUUAAUGCAUUUAAUCUGUGCAACCAAUAUCUCUAUAUUGGCCAUAGACAACUAAUACAUUGUAUCUGUUCAUUAACUGAACUAUAUUAUAAACAGUUCAACGAUAAUGGUCAUUAUGCGUUUAAUUUUUGUAAAAACCAGUUAGAGUUACAUCAAACGCAUCUAUCAAAGAAUCAUCUCAGUAUUGCGUAUCUUUUGAUUAAAUUAGGUCAGAUUUCUCAAGAUAUCAGUUGUUACCAAAGGGCAAUAGAUAUCCUGACGCAUAUUGAUUAUCUUGAAUAUUUAACAAUAGCACAAUGUUAUCAAUAUAUUGCUGAUUACUAUGCAAAGAAUGGAGUCGAUCAAAAUAUCGACAGAGCUGAGGAAAGCUAUUCCAAAGCAAAAGAAAUCUAUAAAAAGAUAUAUCCUGAAGAUCAUGAUCUUAUUCAUAGAAUGCAAGAUCUAAUUGAUUCCAUUAGGAAUUGA
This is a messenger RNA of Adineta ricciae, 2460 nucleotides long. Lineage: Eukaryota; Metazoa; Rotifera; Eurotatoria; Adinetida; Adinetidae. The record is from the annotation of a GenBank genome assembly.